UUUGAAAGUAUCACAGUAUUGAAAACAUUUUAAUUUCGUCCCCAUCCAUAGAAGAAGAAGACAGCCAAUUUUCGUAUCACAUGUGAAAACGCCACCACCACCACCAAUAAUUCAAUCCAUACUCAACCACUAUGGUCUGAAAAUCACCUAAACCUCUGAACCGUAAAUCUUCUUCUUCUUCAUCAUUAUCUUAAAGAUGAAAUAUUCGGCGACGAAAUAAUGGUUCCCUUCAAACGCACAAUUAGCUGAAGACAGGUAAUCAUAACCUACUACUUACUCGUAGAAUCGAUCGAAUGGGAAAUGCUCAAUUUCUCGCAUUGUACAUCACAGUAUGCGUACUUGCAUUCGUGGCCUCUAAGAUUGUAAUUGCGGUUCUAUGCUAUCGCAGAUGGAAGAGGAAACAUAUGGAGAUCCACCACAGUUUCUCAGGCGACGGCGGGAGGCUGGUGAUGUUCCGAACGGAGAAGACGAAGACAUUGAAGUCGGAGGCGCUGGUGAAGCAGUUGAGGAAGCUGAGCAACAAAGACGUGAUCGGAUCGGGGGGUUAUGGGACAGUUUAUAAACUGACGAUGAUGGAUGGAUGUGUGACUUUUGCAGUGAAAAGGCUGAACAGGAUGAGUGCAGAGCAGGACAAAGGGUUUGAAAGGGAAUUGGAUACCAUGGCUGACAUAAAACACAGAAACAUUGUCACACUUCAUGGAUAUUAUACUUCUCCUCACUAUAACCUACUCAUCUAUGAGCUUAUGCCUAAUGGGAGCUUGGAUAAACUCCUUCAUGAUAGAAGUUCAAACAAGGAGUUGGUUUUGGACUGGCAAUCAAGAUUGGGAAUAGCAGUGGGGGCUGCAAGAGGAUUGUCAUAUCUGCAUCAUGAUUGCAUUCCUCACAUAAUCCACCGGGACAUCAAGUCCAGCAACAUAUUGCUGGAUCAGAACAUGGAGGCUCAGGUGUCUGAUUUUGGACUCGCCACACUUAUGGAACCAAACAAGACUCAUGUUUCAACUCUAGUUGCAGGAACCUUUGGCUACUUGCCCCCUGAGUAUUUUGACACUGGAAAAGCGACCACAAAGGGAGACGUUUACAGCUUUGGAGUAGUCCUUCUGGAGCUUGUAACUGGAAGAAAGCCAUCGGAUGAGGCAUUUGUAGAAGCAGGAACAAAACUAGUGAGCUGGGUAAAGACUGUUGUUGCAGACAAGAGGGAAGAGUAUGUAGUUGACAGCAACUUGGCAGAUUGUCCAAUAGAUGAUAUAACCCAAUUCUUUAAUGUUGCAAUGAUGUGUCUUGAAUCUGACCCAUCCAAUAGACCAACCAUGGCUGAGGUUGUCAAGAUGCUUCAACAAAUUCAGCUUAAUGGUUUAGUGUGAAUUUCUUGAUUUUGAAAGUAUGUACAAAGAAGUAACAAUGUAUAAGCUGGUAAAUUUAUGAUAGAAAUUGUUUUUUUGGGGUACUUUUUGGUCUUUGGCAUUUUGGUUGUCUACUUUUAUUUAAAUAUAUAUAGGAAAAAUGGUCAAAU
This is a messenger RNA of Cuscuta europaea, 1510 nucleotides long. Lineage: Eukaryota; Viridiplantae; Streptophyta; Magnoliopsida; Solanales; Convolvulaceae. The record is from the annotation of a GenBank genome assembly.